This is a messenger RNA of Camelina sativa (false flax), 2624 nucleotides long. RefSeq lists its product as uncharacterized. The record is from RefSeq and is a predicted model, not a curated record. NCBI's taxonomy places the organism in Eukaryota, Viridiplantae, Streptophyta, Magnoliopsida, Brassicales, Brassicaceae.
GAGACGCUAUGUUAAGUAGAACUUUUAAAAGUUUACACAGUUGGGGGUAUCUAAUACAUUCGCACAAGCCUCUCGUGACAUUUGUUUCUUUUCUGUUUUUUUUUUCUUCUUCAAUUCCCAUUUUCGUCUCCGUCAUCUUUACGGCACAGAAAUGUACACAAAACCAAAAGCUUACUCUAUCUUCUCUCUCUCUCUCUCUCUCUCUCUCUCUCUCUCUCUCUCUCUCUCACAUGCCUUUGUUCUUACUCUUUCUCAAGACUCAAAGUCACGUCCUUUUCUCCUCUCGCUCAUCACAACUCUUUCUCAGUGCAGAGAACAACUCCGAAGCUCCUCCCUCCACAUCUCUUUCCGAUCUGUUUUGGAGAACUGUGAACCAUCAUUAAACUAGUGUCAGUCCAUCUCUGAAACUUCUCUAACGGCUUUGGUUGGUUGUAAUGGCGGAGAACAAACUUAACUUCGAUGCACCUCUUCUUUCUACAAGGAGGAUGAAGAAAUCAGCAGUGUCUGUUCGUAGAAACAUGCCAAAGCAGCUCGAUGAUGUUGCUGACUCCAAGACAAGUGAAUCUCUUUCUGUUUCAGUUCUUGUCAAAAAAGACAUGGGUUUAGAUAAGGUUCCGGAAUCUGCCUCUGUUCCUCUCGAAUCUCCCUUGGAGAGUUCAGUGGGUAAACAUUUAGAAGAAGAAGAGAGUGAUGAUGAUGAUGAUGUCUUCUCUGAUGCCCUUGAUACAUUGUCUUUAAAGCAUAGCAUAAGUGAGGCAAUGAAACCGCCAAUGCCAUCUGAAGAUCCUCAACCUCGGGCUUUCAUGUUGGAUCGGUUCUUACCUGCCGCGAAAUCCAUGACUGUGGAGCAACCAACUCAAUAUGCUUGGAAGCGACAACCGUUGCCUCUCAUGUCUGAACCAAUGAGACAAAUUAGAGAUAUAGUACCAGCGGAGAAUCAUGCAACUCCUAAUAGGUAUGAGUCUAUGAUUUCUCCAUCUUAUUAUCAGGGCAUAGAUUAUGAUGAAGAGAGCGAGGAUGAUUCAGAUGAUGAUGAAGUUUCUGAGUAUCUUUCUAAGAGAGGCUGUGGGAUGAUGUCACCACAACUGUGCUUUAAAAACUCACUCGGUAUGCUGAGCUCCGUGCAUGGUCUUAAGGAGAAACCUUACUCCAGCCAUGAUCAAGUGAAGUCAAGCAAGGUCGCUCAGCUCAAGUCUCGGUUCCAAUCUGUGAAAAAGCUCGCUCUUGAUUAUAAGCUUAAGUUGGGAAAUAUAGCUCAAUCUCCAGUACAUCCAAGUGUUGGGAAGAAGUUUAACUUUGGAUCUGAGCAACUUGAAUCAAACCUGAGUGCUACAAGUAGGCCAUCUUCUCCUUACAGGCAAACUGGCUGUAUGUCACCGUAUCGCAGUGUAGGAAACAGCUCCCCUCUUCACCCUGCUGGUUUCCCUGGAACUCGUAAGGAAGCAGAGAUUAUGAGAGCUAACAGGUUGAACAAGCAUAUAAGAAACAUAGCCAUGUCUCAAGAGCUACUCUAUCCAAAAAGUACAAGACAAGACUGUUCAACAAAAUCUAUCAUGGAGAAGACAUUAUAUGUUGACACAGAGAACUCUCCAAAGACCAGCAACGAUCAUGGUAACUCAAAUGUCAAGAACUUGCCAGAAACAAUUUCAGAGGAACCAGAAAUGGAGGGAAAGAAACCUAAAGCCAUUCUCGAGCUUCAGGCUGUAGAAACUCUAAGUGUUAGCAGUGGUAUCAAGACGGGGAAGGCAGAUGAGUUGGAAAAGAACAACAAUGGCUGUGAUAUGUCUCCACUUGCUCCGCCACCACCCAAAAAGCCUUCUGAUUCUUGGCUUCUCAGUAAUCUGCCUUCAUUAGCCUCAAAGAUCCCAUCACGAAGAUAUCUGUUUCAUUCCAAAAAAAAGAACAUGGAAGAAAACUCCACAAGUGUUACCAAGUGGGAAACUAUAGUCAAGACUUCUUAUACGCACAGAGAUCAUAUACGCUAUUCUGAAGAACUGGUUGCUCGUUCAUCUUGUCAAUCCACAACUUAAUGGUUUGAACCCUUGGAAUGGAUCAUCAGGUUGAAUUUGAUUACAACUUCAUAGGCGUAAGAAACCGAGUUUCUUUUGUGACCCGUAGAACACUUAACCCGUAAUCCCUCAGAUUGAUUUACAUGUGUAGCUAUACUUCCAUAUCUGUCUGUUGCCUACUUAGCUAAUAAGACGAACAUUUGUUCCCAGUAAAUGCUAUGUUCAUAUUUCUAUCAUAUAACUGUUCUUAGCGUUUUCAAAAGUUUCCAUUCAGGUGCUUCAACUACAGGACAGCAAAGUCUACAGGUAACAUUUACCCAUUUCAGUUUAUCAUAUACAGUCUCUCUGAGAUGAAGCAUCGAAAUGAGUAAUCUUAGGAUGAACAAGACAGUGUUAUAGGGGAAGGCCGAGAAAGAAUUAUCAUUAAGCUUGUCUCUUUGUUAGAGAUACAUGUACAAACAUAUUAGCAAUAAACGAAAAACUAGCCUUUGUAAUCGCCAGCAAAAACCGUCCAACUGCCUUAGAUCGCACUACUCUAAAUUUCUUUUCUUCUCUGAUCUUCCUAUAUCACUCCCAUUACAACUCUCUCAUCACUUUCAUAUAUAUACAACAAAA